Molecule: messenger RNA, 1380 nt
Organism: Manduca sexta (tobacco hornworm)
Lineage: Eukaryota; Metazoa; Arthropoda; Insecta; Lepidoptera; Sphingidae
Product: endocuticle structural glycoprotein ABD-5-like
Exons: 3
Coding region: 152-532 (126 amino acids)
Cellular component (GO): chitin-based extracellular matrix
Molecular function (GO): structural constituent of chitin-based larval cuticle
Source: RefSeq, a predicted model, not a curated record
AAUAAGUAAUAUUAUUUAGUCAGUGCGCUCCAGUGGUUGUGCGAUCCUGUAGUUGGUUAUAUAUUAUAUUUAAAAAAUAUACAAAAUUUCUAUCCAGUUUGGCAGUUGUAGUAUUGAAAUUUAUAAGGUCAAUAGGUUUUUUUUAUUCAUAAUGUCUUUCGCUGCUCUCCAGCUAAAGAUUUGUGUUGUUUUUACUUGUUUUUCAUUAAUUGCCAAUACAUUUGCUGAUCGUUCAUUGGAUGGCUCGACGAGUGAAAUAAAUGAAUUCAACGUUGACGACAUCUCCAAAGGUGUUUAUAGCUUUAGAUUUAUAACUCCAGACAACAUACAAAGACAAGAAAAUGGAUAUCUCGAUGAUGAAGGGAAUUUAGUCAUGGACGGUCACUAUUCCUAUACAGACCCUGACGGAAAAGAGCAUUAUGUGUCUUAUCACGCAGACAAAAACGGUUACCGUACAAUCAAAAUACCUGAACCAUCCAUAGUUGUGGCUGCCUCAAUUGAUCCUAAUAUCGUAGCGUCGUUGCUUGGUUAACGAGAGUGCGAAAAUGUUGGCUCAUCAAUCGCAGUUUCCUGUACGGAUUUUUGGAUUAUUACGUCAUAAUUCAUGUUAAUUAAUAUACAUGUGUUAUAUAUUGUUACAUUAUAUAGUAUAUUACUAAAUAUAAUAAAGAAAAUAUAACUAGGUACAGAAUAUUAUAAAACCGUUCAUAAGAAUUGCAACUAAUAUAUUAAAUACUAGCUUUUCCUCGCAGCUCCGUCCGCGCGAAAAAGUUUUCUACGAUAAAUGUCCCGCUACUUAUUGCUCCCGGAUGAAAUAGGCCCUAUAUUGUAAGACAGACUACCAAAGUAUUUUUUGCCCAUGCCCUCGAUUUUGUUCAAUGCAAGGAAAAGAAAGCCUGAGGGUCUCCAAGUAUUCUAAUUAAUAUUAUUAUGAAUGUGAAUUUGUUUAUUUGUUACGCCUUCGCAUCUUUACUGCUCUAAACAUGAAAUUUUGGAAACUCGAUGUCAGAGACACAUAAGGUGACUUUCAUUCAGUAUAAAGUGCUGUACCCGAGGGCAAGACAUUAAUUGCCAUGCUAUCCAGAUAGGCGCACCUCCCACCUUGAAAAGUAAGAAGUUAGACUUUUAGCCAGUAGUUCCAGGCAGUAGCUUUGGUACGUACUAAAAUACUGACAGGCAAAUAAAAAUUCGAAAAUUAUCGUUUUGGCUUCUGCUUCUCCAAUAAAGACCCCCCAUAACAGUUGAUCUUAAAUAUCUGUAAUGCAAAGGCAUCGGCCUAUUACAAUUGUAUUAUAUUAUAGUAAAUGAAGGGCUGAAGGAAGUUUCGUGGUGAGUUUAAGAUUUGAUAAAUUCAUAAAAAUAAACUACUGAAUUUGUGGA